This is a messenger RNA of Eucalyptus grandis, 4560 nucleotides long. RefSeq names its product phosphatidylinositol 4-kinase beta 1. Gene Ontology annotation, cellular component: membrane; cytoplasm. Gene Ontology annotation, biological process: phosphatidylinositol phosphate biosynthetic process; phosphatidylinositol-mediated signaling. The transcript has 15 exons. Gene Ontology annotation, molecular function: 1-phosphatidylinositol 4-kinase activity. Bases 470 to 3733 code for a protein of 1087 amino acids. The record is from RefSeq and is a predicted model, not a curated record. Lineage: Eukaryota; Viridiplantae; Streptophyta; Magnoliopsida; Myrtales; Myrtaceae.
AAUCAUGGGCUCGCCCUUGUUCUUCUCUCUCAACAGCCCCCAACCACCACCGCCACCGCCAUCAGCGCCGCCGAUACGCCGCCGUCCGCGCAAGAAUUCCGCCGCCAGCUGCCGGGAUCGGACGCCGGCCUCUCUCUCCGGCGAGGAUUUCGCUCUCUCCGGCUCGCAUUCGAUCGAAUCUGCGCUUUGCUCCCGCAUUCGCAGAGGACAAUCCGGCGGCCUAGCCUUGCCCUAGCCACCUCGCAUCGAGCUUCGAGCCCCCCGCCACCUCGCUCGCCGGAGUCCGGGGAUCCGCCGAGCCGUGAUUGGAUUCGACGGCCGGUGGUGGCGUCGAAGGUCCGGCUUCGAUUCGAGGUACGGUUGAAUGCUGGUUUGGGGAUUUCGAGAGGAUAGGUAGGGAGGUCAGUUUAGGUGGCAUUGGUAGGGUUUUGGGAAGGCGAUGGUAGAUUGUUGAUUAGUUUGAUCGACAAUGGUGCGGAUUCUGGGGCUUACGAUCGGGGAAUCCGAUGAUUCCCCGCGGGAGAUCUCGACCUCCCGGACUCUCCUGGCGAGCGACUCCGGAGAGGCCGGGUGGCUCAUCAGGUUCUUCAACUCCGCUUUCUUCUGCGAGUGGAUUGCGGUUAGCUAUCUGUACAAGCACAAUCACGCGGGGGUCCGCGACUAUCUGUGCAAUAGGAUGUACACAUUGCCUCUGUCGGGUAUCGAGAGCUACCUGUUUCAGAUAUGUUACAUGAUGGUGCACAAGCCGAGCCCCAGCUUAGAUAAGUUUGUGAUUGAUAUUUGCUCUCAGUCGUUGAAGAUCGCUUUGAAAGUGCACUGGUUCUUGAUGGCUGAGCUCGAGGAUAACGAUGAUAACGAUGGCAUCGGUAGGAUUCAGGAGAAGUGUCAGACUGCAGCUACUCUGACGGGUGAGUGGCCCCCGCUCGUGCAGCCUCAAAAUGCUACUGCCAGUCCUGGGAGCAAUAAGAAUCAGGUCUUUAGUAGGAUUUUGUCAUCCAAGCAGAGGCUGUUGUCCCUAACGUCUUCGCCUGAUGACGGCAAGAAGAGGUCCUUCUCAUUUUCCCCUUCAUCGGGGAACCGUUUGCAAGAGGAGAUCGGUCAGUCAACUCCCGAGGAAAAUAAUCUUUUCAAGAAACUUAUUCCUGGUCCGAAGGUUAGGGAUGCAUUAUUGUUUAGGAAGUCAGUGGAGAAGGAUGAUGAGGACUCAGGAAAGGAGGGGUUCUUUAAGAAAUUUCUGCGUGACAGUAGAGGUGAAGAUGAGGAGUUGACAACUAGUUCAGAGGGAUUUUUCAAGAGGGUCUUCAGGGACAGUAAAGGCAAGGAUGAGGAACUGACAUCUAGCUCAGAUAAUUUCUUCAAGAAAUUAUUUCGCGAUAGCAAGAGUGAUUCAGAGGACAGAUCAGUUUCAAAGUCAUUGGAAGAUUAUGAGAAGGAUGGGUUCUUUCGGAAGUUAUUUAAGGAGAAAUCUGAGGAUAAGAAGGAUGGAAAUGACGAUGAAGAUAGGGGGACAACUGAAGAAAGAUGUUCGAAAUCAGCUGAAGAUGAUGAGAAAGAGGGGUUUUUCAAAAAAUUAUUUAGGGAAAAGUUCGAUGAUAAGAAAGAAGGAAAUGACAAAGUUGAAGAGGGUAAUGCCCACAUAGAUGAAGAAGAGCCUUCGGAGUUUUCAUUGUUCCGAAGACUAUUUAGAGUGCAUCCCGAAGAUUCCAAAAAUAACAUGCCAAGUGAAAAUGGCCCUGGUGGCAACUCAUUUGAAAGCAGUCCUGGGACAGAGAACUUUUUCCGUAAAUUGUUUAGAGAUCGUGAUCGCUCUGUGGAGGACUCUGAGCUUUUUGGCUCAAAGAAGCAGAAUGAGAAGCGCCCUGGCUCACCUAAGGAGAGAGAUGACAAGACCAAUGCCAAGCCUCCUCUUCCAUAUAAAAAUGCUUCUCAAUUCCGUAAAGGAACAUAUCAUGAGUCAUUGGACUUUGUGCAGAGAUUGUGUGAGACAUCAUAUGGAUUAGUGGAUAUAUUUCCUGUGGAAGAUCGUAAAACUGCACUACGGGAGUCGCUUGUGGAGAUCAACUUGCAUAUAGCUGAAGUGCAAGAAAGUGGAGGUGUUUGCUUUCCACUGGGAAGGGGGAUGUAUCGUGUGGUUCAUAUACCCGAAGAUGAAGCUGUUCUGUUGAAUUCCAGGGAAAAGGCACCUUAUUUAAUUUGUGCUGAAGUCUUGAAGAGUGAAAUGCCCAGCAAUAGUAAGGACACAUGUGGAUCACAAAAGCUUUCAAAAGGAGGAAUUCCACUAGCAAAUGGAGAUGCCCUACUGCCAACACCACCUCCUUGGGCUUGCCCAUUAAGGACUACACAAGAGAUAUAUCGCAAUAGUGCUGAUAGGAUGUCCUUUUCUGCUGCCCAAGCAAUAGACCAGGCAAUGGGUCACAAGUCAGAGGCCAAAAUGAAAUUUGUUAAUGUGAAACUUUCUGUAGAGAAGAUGAAACAUCAGGCAACUGGUCAGAAAAGUGGUAGCAGUCGACAAAGGGAAGGGGAACAAACAACAGAUUUGGAAUGGGUUAGAGUUGUUCUGACAGCAGAUCCGGGAGCGAGGAUGGAAGAUAUCCAGGAUCAAGGAUCAUCACGGCGGAAGGAACACCGCCGAGUUCCUAGUACAGUUGCUAUCGAAGAAGUAAAGGCAGCUGCGGCGAAAGGGGAAGCCCCUCCUGGUCUGCCUUUGAAAGGGGCUGGUCAAGAUUCAUCAGAAGCACAGCCAAGGGCUGGGGGCAUCCUCAAGGCCGGAGAUGCCUUGGCUGGUGAGCUCUGGGAGUUUAAGAAGGAGAGAAUCCGAAAAGCUUCAGAUUUUGGAAAGUUACCCGGUUGGGACCUACGUUCUAUUAUAGUAAAGAGCGGUGAUGAUUGUCGACAGGAGCAUCUAGCUGUGCAACUCAUCUCCCACUUUUAUGAUAUCUUCCAAGAGGCUGGGCUCCCUCUCUGGUUGCGCCCUUAUGAAGUUCUUGUUACUUCUUCUUACACAGCUCUUAUUGAAACCAUUCCAGAUACGGCUUCGCUUCAUUCGAUCAAGAGUAGAUAUCCCAAUAUAGCUAGUUUGCGUGAUUUCUUUGUUGCAAAGUAUCAAGAGAAUUCUCCAAGUUUCAAGCUCGCCCAGAGAAAUUUUGUCGAAAGCAUGGCUGGUUACUCGCUAGUUUGCUACCUUCUUCAGGUGAAGGAUCGUCAUAAUGGGAAUCUCUUAUUGGAUGAAGAAGGGCAUAUUAUUCAUAUUGAUUUUGGCUUCAUGCUGUCAAACUCACCUGGUGGGGUGAAUUUUGAGAGUGCACCUUUCAAACUAACACGUGAACUUCUUGAGGUCAUGGAUUCUGAUGCUGAGGGAAUACCAAGUGAAUUUUUUGACUACUUUAAGGUUUUGUGCAUCCAAGGAUUCCUUACAUGCCGCAAGCAUGCAGAGCGUAUCAUUUUGCUUGUGGAGAUGUUGCAGGACUCGGGGUUCCCUUGCUUUAAAGGUGGUCCACGGACCAUUCAGAAUUUGAGGAAGAGAUUUCACCUAAGUUUGACGGAAGAGGUUAGUUCUGAGUUGAUGCAUAUGAUUGCGAUGCACCUUCUAUCUGUUAUGGUUGUUACAGCAAGUGUGUCUUGGUUCUGGCAGCAUUGUGUAUCCUUGGUGCUUUCCCUAAUUAGUAGCAGCUUGGAUGCAUGGCGGACACGCCAGUAUGAUUACUAUCAGAGGGUUUUGAAUGGGAUACUGUGAGCAGUGAUUAAGUUUGUGAUUGCUGGGUCAUUCUAUUUGGUGUGGCUGCCGGGUAUGAAAGUUCCCGUCACACUUGACUGGGCUGGUUUGUGUGCGCUUGGAGGGCUCCUUAUUCACCGUUGGAUGCCUUCAUGUGUUUUCACGGUUGCAAAGAUUUGUGAUUCUUCUGGGUUUCUGGGUGGCCUACUUGUAUGUGGAUGAGCAUGAUGUGACUUUGCCGGAAAAAAAUUCAUCAUGGAAGUCAUAUCAGCUUAUACUGUUAUGCCGGAGCUUCUGUCCCCUAGAAGAUGCCCUUUCUUCCUUGGUACUUUGGGAUCCAUUUAUUGCAGGCAUUGGUACUACAUUAGACAUCCAUAGUCAAACGAGCAUACUGUACAGAGAGAUUUUAUUGGGGGAAGAUACAAAGGACUCGUCGGUGGCCGGUGAAGUUUCCGAGUCUCCAAUUUCUGUGAAUCAGUCCGGCAUUAAGAAGAUGCGAUUCUCCUUUUCUGCUUUGGUUGUUCAGUGAGAUCUAUCUUCCCCGCAUUAUAUUUUUCCAUGAAACAAACACACAUGUAGAAUUGUUGGGAAAAGAAGGGCAUGUAGUUUCCUUUGUUCCCUCUUUUUUUACCUUUUCUGCCUUUGCUAUAGGCAUGCGAUCAUUUGUAAGGAUGUGUACAUUUUUGGGGUUUGAUUUCUGCGAUGAAGGUUGCUGCCUUCUCGACCACAAUACUGUCCAAACAAUGUUCAAACUAUCUUGCCACGGUCAAUAUUGACGCGUUUAAUCUGAGCAUUCUCGGAGACGCACGGGCCAAGCUAAUACAUGCAUCGAUUAAUGUUUCAUGCUC